Molecule: messenger RNA, 981 nt
Organism: Staurois parvus
Lineage: Eukaryota; Metazoa; Chordata; Amphibia; Anura; Ranidae
Source: the annotation of a GenBank genome assembly
CGCGCCCGUGUUGUGAGUGAUGUCCGGGGUUGGUGCCGUCUUCUGAAACUGAAUAUGGGAACCGGCCGAGACCCGGAGCUGAGGAGCCAGAGUGGGGGCGAGGAGGAUGGGGACCCCGGCGAGCGAUUCUCACCGAGCCCCUGGAACAUUAUGAUUAAACAUCGUCAGGUUCAGCGUAGAGGACGGCGUGCUCAUGUAGCAGUCAGUUUUACUGACCCAGCUGUGUCCAUGGAUCUUCUUCGUGCUGUUCUACAGCCAAGCAUUAAUGAGGAAAUUCAGAAUGUUUUCAAUAAAUACAUGAAGUUCUUUCAGAAAGCUGCUUUGAAUGUGAGAGAAAAUGUUGGCGAUCAGGUAGACCCCGAGCAGCUAAUCCGUGACACAUGCCGCAGUUGUCUGGAGCAGGCUAAGGGCCUCUUUACAGACAAAAAGAUAAUGAAGACUGAGGUUCCCAUUUUGAAGCGACCAAGGCAAGUAGAUGAGGAGUCAAACAUGCGGUGGAGUCCAAUACCCAAAAAGAGAAAAGGGCGCCCCCCUGUACUGAGCUCCCUCAAUGACCGAAAUUCCUUAGGACUCACAUCGCUGAAAAUCAAAACUGUUGAUCCCAUCCGACGGGAAGGGCCAAAGUGGGAUCCAUCUAGGCUUGAUGAGAAAACAACAUUUGUGCUGGGAUCACGUGCCAAUAAGGCUCUAGGCAUGGGAGGGACCAGGGGUCGGAUUUAUACCAAACACCCAGAGCUGUUUAAGUAUGCAGCUGAUGCCCAGGACAAACAGUGGCUAACAGAACAGCAGCACAUGAAAGCCACAGGUGGCAAAAUGGUGUACCUUCUUUUGGACCAAGAUAUCCUAGAUUUGGCAACCACUGACGAGUACAGAGAAUCAUUGGAGCUGAGGCUGGAUGAAUUAAAGUCAUUCGUCGCUCCACUUUGGAUGAUUGUGAAGAUGAAAAAGUACAUGGAGCUGGUGCGGACGGAACAAGAGUAG